Phanerochaete carnosa HHB-10118-sp is the source of this 189-nucleotide messenger RNA. RefSeq lists its product as uncharacterized. The transcript has a single exon. NCBI's taxonomy places the organism in Eukaryota, Fungi, Basidiomycota, Agaricomycetes, Polyporales, Phanerochaetaceae. The record is from RefSeq and is a predicted model, not a curated record. The annotation marks the transcript as partial.
AAAGAGAUGUCAGAGAUACACAAAUUGGCGGUGGCAAGGUGGAUAGCUGAAAUGAAGCAGUUGCUGAUACAAGGUGUAAAAAAGAAGGAUUUGCCAAAGAAACUGGUGCAUUUUAAAAAGCCUACUUUGAAGAUGCCAGAAGAUGACAACAAGGAUGAGAACAGAACAGAGGUAUCUAAAGAUGAGUAG